Brassica rapa (field mustard) is the source of this 3771-nucleotide messenger RNA. RefSeq names its product major pollen allergen Ole e 10. Lineage: Eukaryota; Viridiplantae; Streptophyta; Magnoliopsida; Brassicales; Brassicaceae. The record is from RefSeq and is a predicted model, not a curated record.
UCUUGGUACGUAAGCUUAAAGGUACUGUAAAUAGCAAUGGGUUUGGGCUACAAUACGUGUUAUGUGUACUCUCACAUGUGGUGAACUUUGGUUUACAUAGAUAGGAAUAAACGUUGACAUGAUCAAUGGGAUGUCAUUUGUGGAUAUAUAGUAUUAUCUUAGGGUACGGUUGCAUUGAUGAUCAGGAAGAAUCUUGUUUGACUGUGUAUCUAAAGAGUUAGCAGAGGUUAUGAACUUUGUUUGACUGUGUAUGUAAGACUCAGACAUUGAAGGCUUUUUAGGGUUGCUAUUUUAUUCAUCGGCCAAUUAAUGUGACACACACUAACUUAAGAGAAUCGAUAGAACAAAAAACAAAUAAUGUCAAAGAAUUAAUUUCUUAUAACCAUUAAGAUUAGGUGAAUCCGAAUUUUGGAUAUAGUCGGUCCAAAAUUCUUUUUUCAUCAUUUGUUAUGUUGUUGCUAUAACCAAUUUGUAUCCCACUUGCUUUUCCUAUUCAUUUGCUCAUCUUCCCUACCCUCUUACACGGGAUUACUUCUGAUUUUAUGUUUUCUUCUUAUUACUUUAUUAUUGUUUAGUACUCUUUUUUUUUUUGUAACACAUUUAGUACUCUUUUUAACACCGAAAGUUGUAUCUUUGGUUGUUUUUGUCCACUAAAAUCCCACCGCACAAAUAUACGGUCGAUGUAAUUAACGUUAAGUUUCUUUUUCCACUCUUUUUCUUCUUUUUCUAAAGUUAUGAUUUCAUAUUUGUGUCGAUAAUGCAAAGAGAUUACCGCAAUCGAAGAUAAAAACUUUAAUAAUAAGGGUCUAAACAUUUUUAAAUUAUAGCUACAGUUACCUUCUGGCUAGAUAGCCUAUACAUGCUACAAGAGAGCUGGGUGAAAAUAUGAAUAAUAAAUACACAAAGUUGGUGUGAGAUUAGUCAAAAGUACGCCUGUUGCUAUAUUUUGGAAGGUCCUACUUCGACAUAAAGUCAAAAUCAAUCAAAUUGCUAUAUUUUGAGGAGCAAAAAGUAUACUACUAUACCUUGCUUUAUUUCAAAUGAUAUACUGAAAUAAUUGUUGCUGCAGAUCUCUAUGUCUUAUAAAUAGUGGAUAUCGCUUCUCCAAGCAAAAAAAUUAAGUCAGUAGUCUUAAAAAUACAAUUGCAUAAGAAAGAUUAUACAUGACAUGACUAAUUUAAACUAGACAUAUAAACAUGAACAAGAUAAUGAGAACAUGUUGAAUUUCUACAGUUUUCACAUCCAUGUAAAAUACAAAGUGUUUAUUUUCGAGGUCAAAGUGUUAAUUGCAAGGUUUGUAUAAGUGAUCGCCUCUUUUUGGUCAAGAUGAUUAAGUCUCUAUAUUUUGUUUUGUUUACUUUAAAAUCUUUAGUUAAGAGCUAUGCAGUGAUAGUUAUGUGAUGUGAGACCCACAACUCAAAUUGUUUAUGCUAUUCUAAGCGGCAAAUAAUUUAUGCUUAUGUAGAAGUUCAAGAAAGAAAGGAAACUAAUGAAAAAGUCCUCAUUGUGACUGAAUAAAGUUAAAAAAGAAAGAACCAGGGAAUAUAAGAAUCAAAAGUGUGAGGAAAAACCAUCAUUACAAGCAUCACUCACUAGAAGCAGCCCACAUUACAUUUUGCAUUGCCCACAAAACCUAAAUCCCAAACAAAUCAUUACCCUCUCUCUCUCUCUCUCUCUCCCCCCCAACUCCCCAGCAAUCAACUCCAUAAACCCAAAUUACUAACACACAGCUUCUCUCUAUAUAUAUAGUUGAUAAGAAGUAUUUGGAGACAUAAGACUGGAAGAUUUAGAGCUUUAAUAGAGAAGAAGAGUUACGGUUGUGUUUUUUGUAAUGGGAAAAGGCUUCAGAAUAGUAACAAGUCUUCUUCUUCUCUUCUUCGUCUUCCCAGGUGCAAAAGCUAGUACUCAACCAAUAGAAGAAGAAAAGGACAUAACCACACCUUUAGCCACAAAUCCAACAACCAGCGAACCAACUGUUGUCCCUAAUUCUGAUUCUGACGCUUCUGCUGUCGUCACAACGCCACUAACGGUUCCAACGCCACCACGCGUUGCAGCCCACCCAGGUGAAAGUUGGUGUGUUGCGAGAGAGAACGCUCCAAAAAUAGCGUUACAAGCUGCUUUGGACUAUGCGUGCGGGAUCGGUGGAGCAGACUGUUCAGAGAUCCAAGAAGGAGGAAAGUGUUAUAAUCCAAACUCGUUGAUAGCACAUGCAUCUUUUGCAUUUAACAGUUAUUACCAGAAGAAUCCAAUCCCUAGUAGUUGCAACUUUGGUGGAAGUGCUGUCACUAUCAGUGGUGACCCAAGUGUAGGAUCAUGCCACUUUCCGUCUACAAGCACGAAUGAAUCGACAUUGAACGUAAGUGAGGAUGGAUUAGGGCUUUUUGGGAGAAUACCAUCGCACCCGACUCCCAAGCCCGAAGCUUCAAGCUCCUCUUCCAGAACUUUCUCACAUCUCUACUUCCAUUCUCAUCUUCUUUGCUUUUUGUUUUUAUAUCAUGUUCCCGUGGUGGUAUUAGGUUAGUUAUGUAAUAUAUAUAUAUCGAAAUUUAAGCUAGUUUUUAAUUCAGUUCCAAACCUAAUCGUUAAUAUAUCAUAGUAUAUUAUACACAAUAUUUAUAAAUACAUUGUACCAUACAAACAGUAUUCUGGUAGUUAAGUGACAAUUUCACCUUUUUUUUUUUCUAAAUGGAUUUUAUUAUAAUGGAGAGUUUUAUUUAAAUACUGUGACCUGAUUGGUCUGUGGAUACAAGGAGGUCUCGGCUUGCCACGGUGCUGCUGCUCGAUGCUCCAUCAGAAGCAUUAGUAACAGCUCCAACGUGCUUGGACGAAACUUCAGUCCGCUUCUCUUCAAAAACAUGAAGCAAAGAUUUAGCUCCUUCUAUACCUCUUGAAGGAGCAUUUUCCACUGCAUUUCUUGCCUAAACCACACAACACUAUCGUAUUACAAUAUGUUGUUUUUUUUUCGGGACAAACAAACAUGUAAAAAGAGUGACCAAGAACCAACCUGCGUAGACCCAUCAAACACUAUCUCUGGUAUUGUUGCGAGUCUUAACCGUUUCGGUGGAGGCUGCAACGGUUUUCUAAGAAUCAGUUAGAGAGGCACCGACGGAUUCUGCAAUGGAUGUAACCGAUUCUUUGGCUUCGUUAAGAGCAGAAGUGGCCUUCUCCAAGAAAGAUACCAAUUUGGAAUAUUUAUCAGAGAGAAACAGAGACAUAUAGUUUUGGAAUGUGUAAUGACGAGAGCUGUUAGAGAGGGCUGUUUCAACUCAACUAUUGAGAAUCUACUACACAUGACUUCCUUUAUCAACUAUUGAUUUCACUUUACUACAAAUUUAGUAGCAUCAUUCAUUUCGUUUCGCUGGAUAUAUAUAUUUAAACUUCUGAUGCAUUUGUCUCUACGAAUACGAUAUAUCUCUUGGGAAAUCCAACUCUAUCCUCACCGAUUAUUGAGAGCAUAGAGCACCUCUUCGUUGCAAGUGCAUUCAGCCAAGUCAUCUAGUCAAGAUUGUCUUUGAAACCUUUGUUUCUCAAGUUAGUGUCUUAUGCACCGCCAGACCUGAAAUUUAUGAAACCAUAAACAUGUGAAGGUGAUUUUUAACAAAAAUGUUAUUUUUAAUAAUUUUUAAAGGCACCCACUUGCGUGAGGCAUCUAAGAUUCAGUUAGCCUCUCAGAACUUUGGUCUCAUUAUGUACUACAUGAGAGUAAUUCAGAUUAUCUAUAACAUAAACAGAUAAACUGAGUUAUAGUGUUUUACCAAAAAAAAAAAAAAA